AUGGGCCAUAUAUUCAUUUCUAAUAUAAGUACGCUUGAAGAUAUCUGUGAACAAAUUAUAAAGCUUGCAAAUAAAGGUACAACACCCUCGCAAAUUGGUGUACAUCUUAGAAACUUGUAUAAUUUUAAACCAAUUAAGAACAUUACGAUAAAUAAAAUUCUUCGAAUCUUGAAGUAUAAAGCAUCCGAGAUUCCUAAAGAUCUUUACCACUUGAUCAAGAAAGCAGUUGCCAUUCAUAAACACUUAGAAUAUAAUUGUAGUGAUAAGGAUUCUAAAUUUCAGUUAAUUUUAAUAGAAUCAAGAAUCUACUGCCUUGCCAGAUUCUAUAAAACAUCAGGACAACUUCAUCCAGACUGGAAAUUGUAUCCUUAG
Messenger RNA from Cetraspora pellucida, 372 nucleotides. The record is from the annotation of a GenBank genome assembly. NCBI's taxonomy places the organism in Eukaryota, Fungi, Glomeromycota, Glomeromycetes, Diversisporales, Gigasporaceae.